Ochotona princeps (American pika) is the source of this 1091-nucleotide messenger RNA. RefSeq names its product phospholipid phosphatase 5 (gene PLPP5). The transcript has 7 exons. Gene Ontology annotation, biological process: phospholipid metabolic process. NCBI's taxonomy places the organism in Eukaryota, Metazoa, Chordata, Mammalia, Lagomorpha, Ochotonidae. Bases 1 to 786 code for a protein of 261 amino acids. The record is from RefSeq and is a predicted model, not a curated record. Gene Ontology annotation, molecular function: phosphatidate phosphatase activity.
AUGGGGAAGGUGGCCACUGCGGCCGAGCUGGGCGUGCGGCUCCUGCUGCUGGCGGCCUUGGUGGUCACGGAGCUGCUGCCUCCCUUCCAGAGGCGCAUCCCGCCCGAGGAGAUGUGGCUGUACCGGAACCCCUACGUGGAAGCCGAGUACUUCCCCGCAGGGCUGGUGUUUGUCAUCGCCUUCCUGUCCCCGUUGUCCCUCGUCCUGCUGGCCAGGCUGCUCGGGAAGACGGACGGCGCGGACAGCAGGCAGGCCUGCCUGGCUGUCAGCCUGGCCCUGGCUCUCAACGGUGUGGUGACUAACACGGUCAAAGUCAUCGUGGGGAGGCCGCGCCCGGACUUCUUCUACCGCUGCUUCCCCGACGGGCUGGCCCGCGCAGCCUUGGCGUGCACCGGCGACCAGGCCGUGGUGAACGAGGGCCGCAAGAGCUUCCCCAGCGGCCACUCCUCCUUUGCCUUCGCCGGCCUGGCCUUCGCCGCCUUCUACCUGGCAGGGAAGCUGCACUGCUUCACGGCCCGGGGCCGGGGCCAGUCCUGGCGCCUCUGCGCCGUCCUGGCCCCUCUGCUGCUGGCCACCGUCAUCGCCCUGUCCCGCACCUGUGACUACAAGCACCACUGGCAAGACGUCCUGGUGGGCUCCAUGAUCGGGACGGCAUUCGCCUAUGUUUGCUACCGGCAGUACUACCCGCCACUGACACACACACAAUGCCACCGGCCGCUCCAGGACAUGGCAGGACCGCCAGUCGAGCUGAGCCAGCUCGGUGACGCUCACCGCUUUGAUGUUUAGAAGCGGUCACAGCUUCCGUGGAGCCCAGGUGAGUCUCCCUUCCAGGAGGUCCCAAACCCGACAGCCAUCUGACACGGUCUGGGCAACACCGAGUCUCUGGGGUCGCAUCCUCGCUCUGCCAGUACCCAGGUGUCCACAGUGCCUGCCAAUAGCCUGCAAGGUCUGGAUGGAGCUUGGGGCUACUGUGGGCAUCCCGGGAGCAGAGCCUGCCUUUCAGAUGAAGUGAGCAACGCUUUCAAGUUUCUAUUAGAAAAUGCCAGGCUUUUGGAUCCCUCCCGAGGUAGGGCUGAGGGCUCCAGGCAGCU